ACUUCCUUUUCCGGUCCAGCGGCUUCUGCGCGAAGUUUCGUAUUGCACAGAUCUUCCGAUAUUUUGCCAAAAUAAUGGAACAUCAAUGUGUCAGCCCCCAAGGAAUCUACUACGUUCAGCUUAAUCCGAACGGGAAUGCGCAUUAUCAGCCAUCCGGAGCCGGUAAUGGAGUUUCGUACUCUCCACCGAUUACCCCAUACCCGGGUCCAGGGCACAGCUCUUCGUACUCUCCGUCAAGACCCCGUAACCUUCAACCGCGUUUCGCCAGUUCGUAUUCGCCAUCAAACAACCAACCGAACUCCACGCCGUACUCUCAAGUGCACCAUUCCCCAAACUUUACGCCGAACUUCCCAGUAAACCACCAGCCGUACUAUUCUUCGAACUCCACACCGAAUGGCCCAUCAAACUGCCACCCGUACUAUUCCCCGGCCUCCGCGCCGAACACCCCACCGAACUUUCCAUCGAACCCCAGGCAGAAUCGUUCUGUCCCACCGGAUCCGUACACUUUUGUCCCACGGAGGGACCGCAAGAUCGUAGUUUUUGGGAGCACGCCGGGCUUCUAUUACCGCGGCUGUUGGUACAACUGUAGGUUGCCUCUGCCCACGCCCACUGCCUCUCAGCAGGCUCAGGACCAGGUCCCCCAACAGCAUCAGUCCUAUGUGGUAGCCAACCAAGCGCCGCAAUCACAGAUUCGGUACGUGGGGGAGCAGGCUCGCCCCUUACCCAAACCCAGAUUUUCCGAGCAAGCCCAGAUAUAUGAACGAGGGGAGCAAGCAGCCCCGUUGCCACCCAAAGCCUACCAACGAGCACAGGUUUUUCAGAUUGGCGAGCACACUCCGCCGCCACAUCCUCAACCGAGGGGCCACGAUCCAUCCAUAAAUGGUGUCUACAUGGUUGCUGGUCAACCACAGUUUCAGCAACCUUUGCGACCCGGGUAUGUGCCGUCCACCGAGCAGGUUCCUCUGACCCAGAGCGUUCCCCAGAACCCUGCUUAUGCGUACGCGCCAACUGCUCCACGGAGGAUCCAAGCUGAAGUCCUGCCAAGUCCACAGCUGGGCUUUCAGCAACGACCCCAGCAUGUUCCGCCAUCACAGCAUCCUCCACCAGGACAGCAUUUUUCACCAGCUCAGCAGGUGCCUCUCACCUUUGGACCGACCUACGCACCAACUGCUCCACCAAAGGCCCAAGCCGAAGUCCCUCCAGCUCCACACCUGGUGGAGAUCGUCUUGGGACCCUUGGUUGCGGUCACCAAAACGGAAGAUCGAAUCAUAAUUGACCUGCGACCACUGUAUCCUCGUUUUCCAGUGCCAGAAAAUCCAAUUCCUGUGAAUGAAACGCAACCAAUGUUUGAAGUUUUUCACGAUUUACAACCAGGUAACUGUUUCCCUCAACCGGACGGAGCUCGGGGUAUUCCGAUGGAUUCAGCAGUGCAAGUGCCUUUUGAAGACCGCUUCCGACCUAGAGUUAGUUAUUAUCCUGAUGUGCCUCAGGAUCCCAUUUUCCCCCAACAACCGCAAAGCUUGCAACUAGGCAACUGUUUCCCUCAACCGGAUGGAGCUCGGGGUAUUCCGAUGGAUUCAGCAGUGCAAGUGCCUUUUGAAGACCGCUUCCGAACUAGAGUUGGUUAUUAUCCUGAUGUGCCUCAGGAUCCCAUUUUCCCCCAACAACCGCAAAGCGUUUCAAAACCUAGAGCUUCUGGUUUGGGGCAUAACGCGUUUUACAAGUGUCCCGCUCGCUCUUUCGAUUUGACGACGAUCCAGGAAGAAUAUGAUCCAAGUACGGCUCCCAACGCGGUCUUGGUAGAACAGGACAUUGCAGAACAGGAUGUUGUAGAACCGACGAUAAGUCAACAUAUCAACCAGCGACAGGAUACCUAUGGGAGCAUGCAACCGGAAACCGCUUUGCCAGCGAAAGAUUCCGAUGUGGUUUCCUACCAGGACUUGAACUCUUUUAUUCAGGCUGUCGAUAUGACGGCGAUCCAUCGGGUAAGUAACUUAAACCAGGUCCCCGACUUGGUCAUGGUGGAACAGGAAAUUGUAGAGCGUAUGAUUCAGGAUUCCCAAUUAACCCCGCCAACGGAAGCAGUGCUACCAACUAAGGCUUCUGAUGCCGCUCCAACCCCGGAUCCUAAUUCUUCUGUCGCCUUGUUGGAAGAAAAGGAUGCCAUUCAAGCUUCCAACUUUAUCGUGGUAGAACCAGAAAUUGUAGAACAUAUACAACCUGCGGAUCUACCAACAGAGUCUUCUGCUGUGGUCCCCAAUCCAGGACAUCAACUACCUGCUCUCAAUGAAUCGGGCGAUGGAACUCACAAUAUUCAGAAGGAUGCGGCAGUGCAAGUGCCUACUACAGACCGUAUACGAGAAAAUGAAGCUCCGGAAUCGGAGAAGAAAUCUGGAGGCACUCCCUUACCACAGCCGAACUUGGAGCUCGAAACCCAUCCAAUUGCCAAUCCAGUGAAGGAGAACAACUCACAGCCAGCGUCUAUCGGAGAUGAUCUUCUGAAAAUAAUCAAAAAGGAGAACAUCACAACAAAUAUAGUGCAACCUGUGAUCAGUUCGGAGCAGAUUUCGCCUACGCCAAACGAAAAUGUACCUGUUAAAACACCAGAAGUAGAAGUCCACGCAAACCAGUGGCCAGCUCUGGGCAGUCGCUCACGAUCCAAAACAGCGCCAAAAAAGGGACCUCUUUCCCAGGAAAACGCAUUACAAAAGAAGGAAUCGGCGAAGGAAUCUAGUUCCACGCAGGGGUUGCUUGAGAACUGGAGCCCCCACAAAUCUAUGGAACGCAGAGAACCUGCAACAACCGAGUCGAAGGGCAAUCUCCCCAAACAUAAGGGGGAUUUCAGUUCGCAACCAAAGGUUGCCAAGGAGCAAGUGGAUAAAAAGGAAAUCCAAGUAAAAAAUAAGGCACCUGAAGCAGCUAAUCCUUCGGUUCUUAAGACAAAAAAGGAUUCGAUUUCCCAACCAAAAGAGUUAGAUCCCCAAGGCAACAAGGAAAACCAGCCCCAGGCAGGCGUAGUCAAAGCCGAAACACCCACGCUUAAUGAGCUGAAAAGCAAAAAUGAUAUAAUUUACCAGCCCAAGCGAAUCCUACGAGAUGUCCAACAGGUAAAUGGAGAGAGCUUAUCGAAGUCGAAAGUACUGAAGAAGACCGAAAAGGAGUUGAUAGCUCAACCGAAGGUGAUCCCCCAAGACGAUGGGCAGUGUAAAAAAGAAAACCCUACAAAGCGGAAAGUAACCGAAACGGAAGUUCAAUCGCCGGAAGCUCGUCGAUCAGCGGCUGUAACGAGCGUGAAUAAAAAACAAAUGAUUAAUUCACCACCAAACACUCAGCCCAGAGCCAAUGAUUCAGCAAUAGAUUCAAAAGGCUCUACGCAAGUUAAAAAACCAUUGAAAGGGGCACAGGAUAACAAGGAUAAUAGGCCAAUUGAAGUUAAAAAGUCGGUGCUAGAUCAGCCCAAACCCAAGGAGCCAGUGCGCACAUCCAACAUGUUCGAGCUGCUGGAGGAUCCGGAUAUGCCUUCAUCCUCAGACGUCGAAAGUGAUGAGGACUUCCAGUUGGAAGAGUCCGAAAACAAAGCGGCUGCCCACAGGUCGGGCAAUUCCAAGAGGAAGGAGAAGAGGCGUCUUAGAAAACGGGAAACCACUAAAAAGAAUCAACAGCAAGCUAAGAAUAUGGCAGCCAAAAAGGCGGAAUGUACUGAGGAAGAGAAACCCAAGGACCCAAAGCCAGUGCCAAGCAGUGAUUCGACUGUAGAAAGUCCUCUGGGGGGUACAAGAAAACUAAGGAGAAUCGGUAGAAAUGAGCAGGGCUUGUGGCGGCUAACCGACGUCGCUAAGAAGCCUUUGGUACCCGAAAAACCCACUAAAAACGAGGAUUCGGGAAGUAAACUCAUUGAGCCCCGGCCUCCACCAGGUGCUCCGGUGCCCCAGCCUGCGCCGCGGCCUCCACGGCCGCCACCGGCUGCUCCUCGCCCGGCUCCAGCUGGCAGUUCGGAGUCCGUGCAGCCCAACAGCCAAAAAGCCGAAUCCGCGACGAUGAGGAAGCACGCCGGGCUGAGUCGGUUUAUGAAUGCGGUCAGUGUGGCCGCCCUGAAAAAAGCUAAAGUUGAGGGGAAUGCAUUUUUCGUUGAGUCCAAGACUACGGCUACGAAGGAAAGUACUCCAACCCUUCGCCUGCGACCCCAGAUGGCAACUACGGAGAAGGAAAAACCGUGUCAGAGCACAUCGUCGCUUGCCACAGACCCAAAAGCUUUGAAGAACUUGGUUCUCAAUCCCUUUAGCUUUGGAUCCCAGAGGGCGAAAAAGGACAGUGUGACCAUGUCGUUGGUUGCAGCAGCACCAGAAGCUUUGAAUAGCCCUCUUAGUUUCGGUUCCCAAAUGGUAAAUACGGAGGAGAAGCAAUCCAGUGUGACCAAGUCGUCUUUGGCAGCAGCAUCAGAAACUUUGAAGAACCUAAAUCUCAAUCCCUUACGAUCCAUAGCAAAGUUACAGCCGCUGAGUUUGCCAAAAACCGAUGAUGCUACACCUUCUCAAGGCCAACCACCGGAUGCUGGAGCUCAAGAAUGCAGAUUGGAAAACACAAGUGAGACCCUAUCGGCGGUUGCAGCAGCACCAGAAGAACCUACUUUAAAGAACCUAAACAUCCAUCCCGUUGGACCCAUAGCAUCGUCAGGCCUACCGGACUCUGGAUGCCAAGAAAGUAGAUUGCUGCAAUCCAAUACAAAGCGUCGAAUCAAUCAACUCUUUUAUAUUCCCCAAAGGAUUCCCGGCUGUGAGGAGCCAGCGUCUCAAACGUAUGAUUUACCACAACCUCCUGAGCUCCGCGAGAACCGAGCCCAGGUGCGAAAGCCGUGGCGACAGAAGUAUAAGGCUGAAAGGAGAUACUGGCCAUUCAUAACUCCGCUGGAGCUGAAGGAGAAUCGCAUUCGAUUUUGAAUCGAACUAACCAACUUUCCCCAGUAGUUCUAAUUUGCAAGGUUUAACUGGAGUGACUAGGCGAAAGCACUUAACAAUCAGAAUCAAUGUGAUAUUUUACAAUGUGAUAUGUUCUAUGCCAAUCUAUAACUUGACCUAAAUUUUUAUACCCUCGUUGUAAUAACACUGAACUAACCCAU
Molecule: messenger RNA, 5116 nt
Organism: Drosophila biarmipes
Lineage: Eukaryota; Metazoa; Arthropoda; Insecta; Diptera; Drosophilidae
Product: proteoglycan 4
Exons: 5
Coding region: 75-4937 (1620 amino acids)
Source: RefSeq, a predicted model, not a curated record